UAUUCCACUCUUUAUUUUCUUUUCUGGUCCGCCUCUCUUUCUCUCUCAGUUCUCUCUCUUUCUCUGUGCACAAAAUUUACAUCCCCAAACCCAAACCCUAGGCUUCUCUAAAUUUAGUUCCAUUUCUUUUUUUUUUUUUUAAAUUCAAGAAGGAAAAUUAAAAAAAUAACAAGAUUUUGUAGAUUUGAAUUAUCAUUUUUGUUUGCUGUUGCUGUCGGAGAGAGAGUUGAGGAGAUGGCUGCGACAUCAACGACGACGAGCACGGUGUAUAUCCACGUAAUCGAAGACGUGGUUAACAAGGUCCGCGAUGAGUUUAUCAAUAACGGUCCUGGUGAGACUGUCCUCAAUGAACUCCAAGCAAUUUGGGAAUUGAAGAUGAUGCAAGCGGGAGUGAUAUGCGGUCCUAUAGAGAGGUCGUCAGGUGCUAAGACUGUACCUGGUGGUGUAAUUACUCCGGUACACGAUCUUAAUGUACCAUAUGAAGGAACUGAGGAGUAUGAGACUCCUACUGCUGAGAUACUCUUCCCUCCUACACCACUGCAAACCCCGCUUCAGACACCACUGCCAGGAAGUGCACAGACACCUUUGCCUGGAACUGCACAGACACCUUUACCUGGAAGUGUGGACAAUUCUUCUAUGUAUAACAUUCCUACUGGACCUACUAGUGAGUAUCCCACCCCUGUAAGUGAUACUGGAGGUAGUACUGAAGCUAAAGCUGGGAGGCCUAGUCCUUACAUGCAACCUCCUUCUCCUUGGAUAAAUCAAAGGCCACCUCUUGAUGUUAACAUUGCUUAUGUGGAAGGGAGGGAGGAGGCUGAUAGAGGAACCUCUAAUCAACCCCUGACACAGGACUUCUUUACUGGGGCUUCUGGAAAGCGCAAGCGUGAAGAUUUUACUGCACAAUAUAACAAUGGUGGAUUUAUACCCCAGCAGGAUGGAGCUGGUGACACGCCCUUUGAGGUUUUACAGGGAAGCCAAGGGAAUGAUGUCCAUGACAGAAGGGAUACAGUCAUAAGUGCAGAUAUUGAGAUCCUAUCGAGCGUGACAAGGCGAGGCUUGAAAAUUCCUCAAUUGGAUGGGCCCAUUCCUGAUCCUUAUGAUGAUGUGCUUUCAACUCCCAAUAUAUACAAUUAUCAAGGAGUUGCGAAUGAAGAUUACAACAUUGCAAAUACACCAGCUCCAAAUGAUCUUCAGGCAAGCACUCCUGCUAUUGUCCCUCAAAAUGAUGUGGUAGAUGAUGAUGAUGAUGAGCCACUGAAUGAAGAUGAUGACGAUGAUGACGAUUUGGAUGAUGUGGACCAAGGGGAGGAUAUGAACACACAGCAUUUGGUUUUGGCUCAAUUUGAUAAGGUGACUCGUACCAAGAGCAGGUGGAAGUGCACUCUCAAGGAUGGCAUCAUGCACAUAAACAACAAGGACAUUCUCUUUAAUAAGGCAACAGGAGAAUUUGACUUCUGAUUUUGUUAGAGAAAUAUAUCUCUUUGCCAUCAACUAUAGAAUUUGGCACUAAACUAGCAAAUUAUGAGGUGUCAAUGGGUGUUCCAUUAAUUUCUUUAAUCGCUGUUAAGUGAGCUCGGGGAAGUGAGUGAGAUGCUUUUGAUUUAAUGUCUGCUGGACUGGGUUAAACGGUUGGCCUAUUGUAUAUAAAGGAAGAGCUUUUUCCAGCUUUAUAAUGGAUGGCAACUUCAGGAGUCUCUUUUUAAGUUUACCAUUCCUUUCAAUGAAAUUUGUAAUUCUAUCUUCAUACUAUACACUUGGACAUAAUUUAGGAAUGAAAUUGUUUUUUUGAUGCUUA
Molecule: messenger RNA, 1795 nt
Organism: Ricinus communis (castor bean)
Lineage: Eukaryota; Viridiplantae; Streptophyta; Magnoliopsida; Malpighiales; Euphorbiaceae
Product: transcription initiation factor IIA large subunit
Exons: 11
Coding region: 235-1458 (407 amino acids)
Biological process (GO): transcription by RNA polymerase II; transcription initiation at RNA polymerase II promoter
Cellular component (GO): transcription factor TFIIA complex
Source: RefSeq, a predicted model, not a curated record